AUGGGGAAAGCUUGGAGUGAGCAAGUGAACUAUGUUGGAGGCCAAGGGCAAGCUAAUGACUCGUACUCUAAUACCUACAACCCCGGAUGGAGGAAUCAUCCUAACUUUGGAUGGAGAAACCAAGAAGGUCAAGGCAAUGCUCAAGCUUCCAACCAAGCGGGUCCUAGUUUUCAAGGAGGAAAUAGACCUCAAUAUCAACAACAACCACAAGGUCAAUACCACAACAACCAACACCAAGGGAACAAUUAUGGUGGUAGACCACAACACCCUCCCGGUUUCCAACAACCAAGGAACACGGAUGAGGGAAACAUGCUUGCCAAAUUGAUGGAGAAAUUUGAAAAGAUGGAGGCUGAAAAUAGGCAACUUCAUAAUGAAAAUAGGCAAAGGGAGAAGAACCAAGCUUCCACCAUCCAUCACUUAGAGACCCAAAUCUCGCAAAUGGAAAUUUCGCUUCAAGGUAGACCUCAAGGGGGAUUGCCCUCUACUACGGAAAACAAUCCUAGAGAGCAUGUGAAAGCCAUCAAAGUUGUGGAACUUCGAAGCGGUAGAGUCCUUGAUGUUGAUCAUGAUAAGGAUCUUGAAAAAGCUAAUGGCAAGAGGCCAAUGAUUGUGGAGGUUGAGCCUCAAGUGGUAAUAGAUGUUGCAAGCUCUAGUCAAGAGCUACCAAAGUCGUGUGAGGAGGUGGCUAUUAAUAUUGAUGUUGAAGAACCAUAUGUGAGGCCACCACCACCACCACCUUUUGUGCCUAAAGUACCAUUCCCAAGCCGGUUGAGAAAGGCUCCGGAUAAUGAAAAGUUUCAUAAGUUUCUUGAAAUAUUCAAGAAACUUCAAAUAAGCAUGAGCCUAGGGGAUGCCUUACGAGAGAUUCCCCAAUACGCUAAGUUCUUGAAAGACAUAAUUAUGAACAAGCGAAGUUGGGAACAAGGCGGAACAAUUCCUCUAACGGAAAGUUGUAGUUCUAUUAUCCAAAGCAAUCUACCGACCAAGCUACAAGAUACAGGGAGUUUCACGAUUCCUUGCUUAAUUGGCACUUCUACUUCUCUUAAUUGUCUUUGCGAUUUAGGUGCAAGUAUAAAUCUAAUGCCGUUACAGCACGGGGUUGCGGAAGACGUGCUAGUAAAAGUGGGCAAGUUCAUCUUUCCGGUGGACUUUGUUGUGCUUGAUUAUGCGGUCGACAAAGAUUUCCCCAUGAUUCUCGGGCGUCCUUUUUUGAAUACGGGAAGAGCAUUGGUUGAUGUUAAUGGGGGGAAGAUAACAUUAAGAAUGAAUGAUGAGAGCAUGGUGUUUGACAUCAAGCAUGGCAAAAGCAAGUGUGAGGAGGAGAAAUGCAUGAAGAUUGAUAUUAUUGAGCCCACAUUGCAUGUGCCUAUGAAGGAGACAACACCUCAUGUCAAGCCACGCAAGGGAAAACCAAGACGUUGGACAUCAUGGAAGUUGAAGCUCAACGGGAUAGCAACCGCAAGCAAAAGACAAAUAUGCACGGAAGUUGCUACUCUUGGUGAGUACGUCCAAGUUCGAACCUCUCAAGCACAUUCACAAGCGGGGAAGGUGAUUUCUAAGUGGAGUGGACCGUUUAAAACACGGCGCAAUUUGAAUAAUGAUUUGAUUGAGUUGGAGGGGGCCAAUGAUGAUGUUUUUAAGGUGCUUGGGGAAUGGUGCAAACCAUAUCCUAGAGUGUUGAUCGAUGAAAGUCGCGAGCAAGUUGCUCUUUUUGAUCCUCCAUGA
Molecule: messenger RNA, 1725 nt
Organism: Mercurialis annua (annual mercury)
Lineage: Eukaryota; Viridiplantae; Streptophyta; Magnoliopsida; Malpighiales; Euphorbiaceae
Exons: 3
Coding region: 1-1725 (574 amino acids)
Source: RefSeq, a predicted model, not a curated record